AGUAUACGCUAUUUUGGGUGUGCGCUUGUGUGUGCUUGUGAAGAAAGUGGGAGAACAACGACGGUGGAUCGCCUGAGGUCUGGCGGAGGUGUGAUUUUGCCCCAAUUCCGGACCGUCACAGGCCUCGCAACCAGCCGUGGUACCAACUCCCGUCGUACCACAGAGUCAACUGGAAAGCCGCACAAUGGGGCCGGCCAUUUCGGGCGAAUGACAUGCAAAAGACAGAAGACGCAACCGGAAGAGGUUCUUUUGAGAUGUGUGCGUCAGUGUGAGCGUCCCAGUCAAGCUAAAGUACAACAGGUCACAGAGACUCGACUGUGAUGCGGAAAACAAUUAAAAUAUCAACAGAUGCGCUCGAUGUGCUGCAAUGAAAUUCGGCUUCGAUGUGGACAAGGUUACCAACACGAGAAUGAACCAGGUCGACAAGCCGACGCUGAAAAGUACCAUGCUUCCAAGUGCUUCCCUAAACUGGUCAAGUUCGAUGGCCACCGACUCAGUACUGCCGGUAGACGCCGAAUCUGA
Messenger RNA from Protopolystoma xenopodis, 522 nucleotides. Lineage: Eukaryota; Metazoa; Platyhelminthes; Monogenea; Polystomatidea; Polystomatidae. The record is from the annotation of a GenBank genome assembly.